Messenger RNA from Ooceraea biroi (clonal raider ant), 1345 nucleotides. RefSeq names its product transport and golgi organization 2 (gene Tango2). NCBI's taxonomy places the organism in Eukaryota, Metazoa, Arthropoda, Insecta, Hymenoptera, Formicidae. Gene Ontology annotation, biological process: Golgi organization; protein secretion. The record is from RefSeq and is a predicted model, not a curated record. Gene Ontology annotation, cellular component: Golgi apparatus.
UCUGCAGCAUCCCGGAAAUUGAGCUUCGCAAAUUCCGCAAUCGUUAUACGCGCGUCUUGUGUGCGAUCGUAUCUAUGCUUAAUCUGAAAAAAAUCGCUCGAGGCGAUGCUGUAUUGACGGUUUCAGAUUUUCGCCCGCGAAAAGAUGUAAAAAAAUGCAACUGAACGAUCUUACUCCGACAAACGGUGCACAUGCAAAACCUGUGCACAGAAGUCGACGUACUGCGCAUCGCUCUUUCAGAUGCGUUCAAUCGCUACUUAGCACUUACCAUGAGCGAUAUAGGAAAAUAUAUUUAUCUAUAUAUGUAAAUUUGUAAUAAUGUAUUCAAGUCUACGAAAUGCGUCAAAGACGUGGCUUAUCCCGUUAUGCGUAGAUCGUGAGCAAGUAUUUUUGGCACGCUGGCACCGCGAGCGUUAUGCAUCAUCAUCGUCAGAGCGAUUGCAAAUACUAAUCAACCAUGUGCAUCCUAUUUGUCUACCGCAAUCCGAAUGCUGAUGCUGGAUCCUAUCGAUUGAUAGUGGCAUCGAAUCGAGAUGAAGCAUACAGACGUCCUGCGUCAGCGGCUCACUACUGGGAGAAACAUCCUGAAUGUUUGGGAGGCAUUGACAUGGAACCUGGUAAGGAAGGAGGAACCUGGUUGGCUUUGUCGAUGAAAGGAAAAGCUGCUGUAAUCUUGAAUCUAGUUAUGCCAGAAGGUAAAACAAAUUUACCAAAAAAGGGUCGCGGUUCCUUGAUAAGCAACUUUGUUAUUUCUAAUGAUUCCAUGGAACCAUAUUUGAACAAAUUGCACGCAGAAAAUAGUAAUGGACAACCUUACAAUCCUUAUUGUUUGGUUUUGCUAGACUUGAAUAAUGCAGAUAUACAUUAUUUAAGUAGCAACGUAACGUCCUCAGGGCCACAGAUGUGUCAUGAUAAUAUUAUAGGCGUUGGAAAUAGUGGCAUAGAGUGUCCAUAUAAGAAAGUUGAAAAAGGAAAGGAAGAAUUUAGACAUAUUGUACAAAAUGUGAAUACGUCGAAACAAGAUAAUCUCAUCGACGAACUUAUUAAUUUUCUCAAAUCGGAGAAAAGAUGCCUACCAGAUCCCGAAUUACAGAGAAGAUCUCCAAACCAGUACGAGGAACUUAGUUCGAUUUUUAUUACUGGAACAGAAUAUGGUACAAGAACGCAUUCUGUGUUAUUGGUCGAUGGUUCAAAUCAAGUAACAUUCGUAGAAGAGACCCUUAUGCCUAAUUCUACAUGGAAACGACAAAGUUUUCAGAAUAAGUUGAUACAUAUGUAUUGAUGUUAAGAACAUGAAAAUGAAUAUGCAAAUUGUAAAUAUCAUGUAAUAAAAAUAGAAAACGUA